UAAAUAUCAAAAAUCGCGAUUGAGCGUACUUAUCCAAUCUUUGCUUUUUGUGUAAUAUUGGGCCACAAUUUAGAUACUCAACAUUAAAAUUUCGAUCCGCAAAAACCAAAAAUCCACAAAUUUGUUUAUUUAGGUCCACCACCUUCUCAAUCCUACCUAAGUAAACAUCGUUGUUCUUUGGUUGUUCCAAUCCAAAUGCCUUGUAACGGCGAUUGCCGAGUUCAAAUAGACGAAAACAAUAAAGAAUUAAAUAAUAAAGAAAAUCAACAACGACAACAAAAUAAUUCUCGCCAAUCACCUUCAGCUGAAGAUUUUAGCGUUAUACGUCAAAAUUUACUUGGCCCUCUAACAUUUGAUGAUCUCUACUAUAUUCAUUAA
Meloidogyne enterolobii is the source of this 378-nucleotide messenger RNA. The record is from the annotation of a GenBank genome assembly. NCBI's taxonomy places the organism in Eukaryota, Metazoa, Nematoda, Chromadorea, Rhabditida, Meloidogynidae.